AUGCGCACAGGCACACACAUGGUUGUGCUUGCAUGCGCACGCACGAAGCUGACUCACUCUCUACUUGACUUUCAAUGCAUACUCUCGCACAUGCGCACAGGCACACACAUGGUUGUGCUUGCACGCAAGGCCGACUCGCUCUGCUUCGCUCUGGAUGCCAAUGGUGAGGGACGCAUAACAGCUGCUGACGUGGCCAGGCUGGCAGCAGUGCACUCUUUCCUGUGGAGCGAGCAGCAGGUGGAGGACAUGGUCACGCUCUUCAGCCAAUCACAGGGCAACGGUAUGGGAAUGCUAGAUUUUCGGCACGUUUUAUCGCAAUGUGGACGUCUUUAG
This is a messenger RNA of Closterium sp. Yama58-4, 333 nucleotides long. The record is from the annotation of a GenBank genome assembly. Lineage: Eukaryota; Viridiplantae; Streptophyta; Zygnematophyceae; Desmidiales; Closteriaceae.